Aplysia californica (California sea hare) is the source of this 885-nucleotide messenger RNA. Its product is annotated as galactose mutarotase. Gene Ontology annotation, biological process: glucose metabolic process; beta-D-galactose catabolic process via UDP-galactose, Leloir pathway. Gene Ontology annotation, molecular function: aldose 1-epimerase activity; carbohydrate binding. Lineage: Eukaryota; Metazoa; Mollusca; Gastropoda; Aplysiida; Aplysiidae. The record is from RefSeq and is a predicted model, not a curated record.
AUGGGGUUUAAGUGGGUGGUCACUUGGGUGUGUCCUCGAGCAAGACAUGACAACCCUGGCAAGUUUGAUGAUAUUGUUGUUGCCUUUUCUAUUUUUCUAUUUCUAUUUACUGUAGAUUAUGAGACCAAGUCUCCGUACUUUGGAGCAAUUUGUGGCCGGGUGGCCAAUGUGGUAGCUGGUGCUCAGUUUGACCUGGAAGGACAAACCUACAAGUUGUACGAGAACCGACCGCCUCUCUCUGUGCAUGGUGGCAAGGCUGGAUUCGACAAGAAAACCUGGCAGGCUGAGGUAGUGGGGGACAACAAGCUGUCGCUGACGUACGUCAGUCCACACCUGGAGGAGAACUACCCCGGAGAGCUGACGUCAUCGGUCACGUACAGCCUGGAUGACCACAGCGCCCUCACGCUGCAGUACGCUGCCACCACCACUAGGACCACCGUCCUCAACCUCACCAACCACGCCUACUUCAAUCUGGCUGGCCAUGGACAUGGCCAUCUCAAUGACCACAGGCUGAAGGUUUUUUCUGAUAAGUACUUGGUCCUUGAUGACAUCUACGUCCCUACAGGAGAGAUUCAGAAAGUAGACGGAAGUCCGUUCGAUUUCCAGAGCCCAGUGAAGGUGGACGUGUCUCGUUUACAGUCCAUUCAGGACGGGCUCGGGUACUUCAAUACCUUCCCGCUGGAGAAUGCAGGACAACUAAAGUUAGCUGCCAGAAUGGAACACGCGCCUACGGGUCGCUACUUGGAGUGCCGCACCACGGAACCGGGCGUGUCUUUCUACACGUCAGGAUACAUGCCCCAGAUAGCUGGCAAGGCGGGGGCUCAGUACAAGCAGUUCUGUGCCUUUUCUCUUGAAGCUCAGCAUUUCCCAGACAGUAUUCACCAU